AUGGAUAGUUUGGAUGAUGUGCUUAAUUUUCUCGGAUGGACAUCAGAAUCAUUAGAUAACAUCCCCGAUAUCCAGAAGUGCUCGAUCAACAAUGGACACCUUAUUCCAAAGGACCGAGUUGACGUUCACAUGGAAAAAUGUCUAUUGCGACAGCAGGGGUACACGAAAGAGCAAAUUAAAGCUUUCUGGAGUUACUCUGAUGAAGAAAUUCGAAAGUUUUCGGAAGCUACACUGCAACCGAAUGCUGCCAAACUUCCACACGAUUUAACUUUUGAUCUAUCAAAACGUGAUAGAAAGAAAGUGUCGGACCAUGAGAAGGCUUUUAUGCGAGAUUUGAAACGUCGAAGGCAGAGCUACCGCGGCAUCCAUACCGCUAGAAAGCCUUACAUUGAGAUUCUCCGGGAAGUUAUAGAACACCAAACUGCACUUCUGAGCGGGUCUACAAGUUCAAAUUUGUAA
Molecule: messenger RNA, 459 nt
Organism: Rodentolepis nana
Lineage: Eukaryota; Metazoa; Platyhelminthes; Cestoda; Cyclophyllidea; Hymenolepididae
Source: the annotation of a GenBank genome assembly